AUGUCCAGCAUCCUCGACCUCUCCCCGGUCACCCUCCUCCUCCAGGAGGUCCAGACGGUCACCUCGGCAAUGCGCAGGAACCAGCGCUGGGCCUCAGUCCCCGCCUCGACCUACGCGUCGACUGGACUUCCAGCGUCCAUCUCCAGCCGCGGCAGAAGGGACUCGUCGCUGUCACCGACUUCGACAACAGGCAAACGCCGUACCGACGAUGAGGGAGACCUCAUGCUUGGCUUUAUCGAACUCCGUCGCACCCUCACGGGCGUCAGUGAUAUCACUACCCUCGUGCCGCUCACCAUUGUCGAGCCGUUUAUCGCUCUGGUGCGCUCGCCGCUCACCUCGGGUCCCAUUACGUCUUUGGCCCUGACGUCGUUGCAUUCGCUGGCGCUCCACGUUCUGCCGCUGUACCUCCCUGCCUCGCUGCCACCCCCUAUCGGCCCAGCGAGCCCACUCCAACUCAUGAUGGUGCACAUGACCUCGGCGCUGGCUCAGUGCCGUUUCCCGUCGUCGUCGCCUCAGCAGGACGAGCUUGUGCUCCUCCGCCUCCUCCGCGUCAUUGAAGCUCUCACGACACCGGCCGCUCUGACUGUUGCCUCCAGCAGCCGCCAACCCCAGAGCCUUCUCGACCACAUGGGCGACGAGAGCGUCUGUGAGCUCCUCGAGGUCGGUCUCGGCAUGCUUGCGCGUGGUCGCUUAAGCGAGGGAUUGAGGAGCACAGCCCAGCUCUGUGUCCAGGCCAUUACUCGCGCGUGCUUUGUACGUCUCAAGAGUCUGAGACCUGAGGACGUCGAGUUGGCUCUCAGCAACCGCUCCCACGACAUGGACAAGGUCAAGGACAAGGUCACUGUCCCCGACGAGCGCCAGUCGCAUGACACUACCGCUGCGCCAACCUCACCUCCUCCCGGCGAGGAGCUCGAGGAGCAGCAGGCAGAGGAAGACAAGGAGGGUCGUUCGUCUCAAGAAACCGCAAAGUCGUCUGGGACUGCCAAGGGCGAGGACUCUUCCAAGCGGGAUAGCAAGGAUGAGUCUGAGGCCAAGGCUCCCGCACAGGCGGAAGGUCCGCCCCAGUUUGCGCCAUACGGUCUGCCGACAAUGCUUGAGCUCCUGCGCGUGCUCAUCGCACUCUUGAACCCCAACGAUGCGGCUCACACAGACUCCAUGCGUCUGUCCGCCCUCGCUGUCCUGAAUGCAGCCCUCGAAGUCGGCGGAUCGAGCAUUGGCAACUGGCCCGAGCUCCGCGAAGGUGUCCGCGACGAAGGGUGCCGCUACCUCUUCCAGCUGACGCGCUCCGACUCGCCAGUGCUUCUUGCUCAGAGCCUCCGCACCACGUCCACCCUCUUCUCUACACUCCUUCCCCAGCUCAAGCUGCAGCUCGAGCUCUUCCUCUCCUACCUUGUCGACCGCUUGACGCCGCCGACGCCUUCCCCUAUCCCUCCCCACCUCCUGCGUUCCGACUCGCGCCCCUCGCGCCCAGGUACUCCUGUCUCGCACGGCGUGACCACCGCCGAUGGCGGCGUCGAAGAGUCGAGACCAGAGACUCCCGUGGCCACCCCCAAGCCUUACGCUGGUCUCCCUCCCAUCCCUGCCGAGUCUAAGGAGCUUUGGCUCGAGACCUUGACGCAGAUUGCAGCGCGACCGAGCUUCAUGGUCGACUGCUGGGUCAACUUUGAUUGCUCGACCGACAGCGAGGACAUUUUUGAGCGUCUCAUCGCAUUUGUGACCCGCGGCGUCUACCCCAGCGGACCUGCCAAGACCGACGGCUCGACUAUGUUUGAGGGCCUCGACAGCGCCCAGCUGCUGUGUCUGGAGAUCCUUCUCUCGUACAUCAACUCGAUGGCUGAGCGCCUCGAGGAUGGCGACGAGCCGUGGCCCAAGGAGGCCGUCCCCGUCGAUGAACUCACUCUGUCCAAGAGCCGCAAGGGUCUCCUUAUCGCCGGCACAGUCCAGUUCAACAUCAAACCCAAGCUCGGUAUCCAAAUGCUCGAGAAGAGCGGCAUCAUCGCCGCCGACGACGGCGAAGGAACCCCGGAAGAGCGCCGUAACCGCGCUAUUGCUCGUUUCCUCCGUUCGUCCUCGCGACUGGACAAGAAACUGCUUGGAGAAUACAUUUCCGCGCCUGCCCAGGAAAGCCUGCUCAAGGAGUUUAUGGGCCAGUUCGACUUCAAGGGCAAGUCUAUUGCCGAUGCGCUCCGUGAGCUCCUGGAGACUUUCCGUCUCCCUGGCGAGUCGUCACCCAUUUCCCGCAUUACCGAGGUGUUUGCCAAGCACUUCUUCUCUUUCAGCCCACCCGAAAUUGCCACUGAGGAUGCCGUCUACGUCCUGGCCUACUCGGUCAUCAUGCUUAACACGGACUUGCAUAACCCGCAGAACCGCAAACGCAUGACCAUCGACGACUACAGGCGCAACGUCCGCGGUGUCAAUGACGGCAAGGACUUUGACCCCGAAUACCUCGCAGCCAUCCAUGAGUCGAUCCGCAAGCGCGAGAUUAUUCUCCCGGAGGAGCACGUCGGCCAGCACGGUUUCGACUAUGCCUGGAAGGGGCUUAUUCUGCGGUCACGUACCGCUGGUCCCACCAUCAGCUGCAACACGGCCCAGUUUGACGAGGCCAUGUUCAAGUUGUCGUGGCGCCCCCUCGUGCAGAGCAUUGCGUACGCUUUCACCAUGUCGGCCGCAGACGAGCACGUCAUCCAGCAUGCCAUCACUGGAUUCAGGCAGUGUGCCACUCUUGCGGGCCACUUCCAAUUGCCGGAAGUGUUCGACAACAUUGUCCAGUCCCUUGCUCCCGCCACUGGUCUGCUCGACGACACCGAGGACGGCUACCACAUGGGCAACUAUCCCUCGGUGGAGCGCGACGGCGUGUCGCUUACGGUGUCACCGCUGGCAAUCCGCUUUGGUCACAGCUACCGCUCCCAGCUCGCCACCGUCGUUCUGUUUGCAAUCGCCAACGGCAACGGCAAUGCAGUGCGAGAGGGCUGGAACCACAUUUUCGAAAUGUUCCAGACUCUCUUCUUGCACUCGCUUCUGCCGGCGCCCAUGCUGCAGAUGGAGGACUUCUUGGCCGGCACGACCACCAUUCCCCUCAAGCUCGCCUCACCUGCUGCGGCGCCCGAGCGCCGCCCCGAGGGUGGUCUCCUGUCCACCCUCUCGUCGUACCUCCUCAGCCCGUACGGCUCGUCGAACGAUGCCCUUUCGGUCGAGACGUCAGAGGACGACGUCGAGGCGGCCCUUGUUGCCGUCGACUCGCUGGCCUCGUGCAAGCUCGAGGAGCUGUACGCCGAGAUUCUCCACCUCGACGUUGACGCCCUCAUCCCGGCUCUCCGAGCCAUCCGCUCCCUUGCCGAGGCUCGUACCACGCACCGCCUCGAACCCCGCGCGUCUCCCGAUGGUCCCCACCGUUUCGAGGGCCAGCUGCCGUACGACCCUGCGUGUGUCUUCCACCUCGAGAUGAUGGUCAGCCUCGCUGCCCACGGUCCCGAGCACGUCGCCGAGACAUGGCCCAUCAUCUUCGAGUACAUCUCGGCCCUCCUCUCGAGCGCUCAGAGCUACAGCGUGCUCCUCAUUGAGCGUGCCGUUGUCGGCCUCCUUCGCCUCUGUCUCAUUGUGUCGGAGCAGCCUGCCCUCCGCGACCAGCUGUACAUCGCUCUUGAUGUGCUGCGUUCGCUGCCUUCCUCGGUCCUCAACGCCGUCUCGGAGCAGCUUAUGGCUGGCGUGGCCAAGAUUUUGGAAAUGGACCCCGGAGUGCCUCGCUCGCAGACCGAGUGGGGACUCAUCAUCGCCCUCUUCCGCGCUACUGUCGCUCACCCCGAGGCGUCCAAGGUGACCCUCACGAUCGUUCAGAAGAUGGCUACUGGCGGCGAGCCCGGUCUGUCCCCGGACAACUUUGCCGGUGUGGUUGCGCUGCUCGACGAGUUUGCUACGGCCGCCGGUGCGGCUGCAGCCGGUCGUCUCCAGCUCAACCGCCGCACCUCGGGCGGCGUCGUGCCCACCUUGGGACCCACAGUCGAGCGCGGCCUCACAGCCCUCGACUCACUCUACGAACUGCGCAACGCCAUCCCGACCUUGAUCGCGGCUAGCGGCAAGAACCCCCACGACGCGUUCGCGGCAUUCUGGCUCCCGCCUCUUCUCGUCAUUGGCAAGCAGUGCGUCAACGGCUACCGCGAGAUCCGCCAGCGCGCCAUCUCGUACCUCCAGCGUCUGCUGCUCUCGCCACAGCUCCUGAGCGCAGACGAAAACACCCUCCCGAUCAUCUUUGACCGCGUGCUCUUCCCCGUCCUGGACGAACUCCUCAAGCCGUCGUCGUAUGACCGCGAUCCCGCCGCCGCCGUGGAGAUGCGCCUCCGCGCCGCCACUCUCCUGUGCAAAGUGUUCCUCCAGCACGUUGUCGCCCUCACGGAGACUUCCGCCGUUGUUGGCGUCCAGUUUGUGCGCGUCCUCGACAAGCUCGAGCGCUUCAUGCGUGGCGACAGGGACAUGCUCAACGAGGUCUCGGAAUCGCUCAAGAACGUCGUGCUCGUCAUGCACUCUUCAGGUCUGGUCAUCGCGCCCUCGGAGCCAGACACCCGCACGCCCGAGCAGCGCGAGCUGUGGGCUGCUGCAGCGCCCAGGAUUGAGCGCAUGGUGCCUGGAUUCCUAGGCGAGGCUUUAGCUCCUCCGCCCCCAGCUCCUGCACGCGUGUCCGAGUCGGGCGGCGGCGGCGACAAUGCCGAGGCGGGCAACAAGGAUAAGGAGGCCGACCAUGUUCACGCCGAGGGACAGACGGUCGAGGCAUGA
Apiotrichum porosum is the source of this 4767-nucleotide messenger RNA. It is a transcript of the gene GEA2, whose product is annotated as GDP/GTP exchange factor for ARF. NCBI's taxonomy places the organism in Eukaryota, Fungi, Basidiomycota, Tremellomycetes, Trichosporonales, Trichosporonaceae. The coding region runs from base 1 to 4767 and encodes 1588 amino acids. Gene Ontology annotation, biological process: regulation of ARF protein signal transduction. The transcript has 2 exons. Gene Ontology annotation, molecular function: guanyl-nucleotide exchange factor activity. The record is from RefSeq and is a predicted model, not a curated record.